Messenger RNA from Sparassis crispa, 1677 nucleotides. RefSeq lists its product as uncharacterized. Gene Ontology annotation, biological process: nucleobase transport; transmembrane transport. The transcript has 16 exons. NCBI's taxonomy places the organism in Eukaryota, Fungi, Basidiomycota, Agaricomycetes, Polyporales, Sparassidaceae. Gene Ontology annotation, cellular component: plasma membrane. Gene Ontology annotation, molecular function: nucleobase transmembrane transporter activity. The record is from RefSeq and is a predicted model, not a curated record. The coding region runs from base 1 to 1677 and encodes 558 amino acids.
AUGGAGUACAAACUGAUAAGCCCCCUCGUGUCGCGCGUUGUGCGAGCGUUGGAGGUCUCACACCACAAAGAUCUGACGUAUGCACAAUCAUUGUUGGUAAACGACGAUCUUUCCCCUGUCGGCCCCGAGAAACGAACAUGGGGAACGUGGAACUUCGUCGCAUUUUGGAUAGCGGACAGUUUCAAUAUUAAUACGUGGAUGAUCGCCUCCUCAAUGGUGCAGCUAGGGCUCUCCUGGUGGCAAGCUUGGAUCGCCGUAUGGGUUGGAUACGGGGUGGUUGCUCCCUUCAUCGUUCUGAACGCCCGUCCUGGAGCGAUCUUCCACGUCACAUUCCCUGUCGUCGCUCGCACAAGCUUUGGAAUGUGGGGCAGCCUCUGGUGUGUAUUCAACCGAGGCGCCAUGGCUUGCAUCUGGUACGGUGUCCAAGCCAGCAUAGGUGGCAGUUGUGUCUUGGUCAUGUUGAGAACAAUGUGGCCAAGCGUCAACAAUAUCCACAACUCAAUGCCUGCAUCUUCGGGAACGAAUACACGAGAUUUUAUGUGCUUUUUCUUGUUCUGGCUUAUCUCGCUUCCGGCGAUCUGGAUUCCCAUUCACAAAGUCCGCCAUUUGUUCACCCUCAAAGCUAUUAUCGUCCCUGUAGCCGGUAUCAGUUUCUUUAUUUGGUGCAUUGUCAAAGCUCGCGGUGUAGGCCCGAUAGUUCACCAGCCAUCUCAGCUGCGUGGUUCAGUGUUGGGAUGGGCAAUGGUAACAAGUAUCAUGUCGUGCGUUAGUAACAUGGCCACCCUCGUGACUAAUGCUCCGGAUUUUGCAUCCCGGUCGAGACGUCCGUCCGACGCCAUUCUCCCGCAGUUAAUCACAGUGCCCCUGGGAUUCUCAAUUGUGAGCUUUCUGGGAAUCAUCGUUAGUUCCUCGUCGCAGGCGAUCUAUGGGGAGGCGAUCUGGUCACCGAUAAAUCUACUUGGGAUGUUUUUGGAUGACCAUCCCUCGCAUGCCACAAGAUUCGGGGUCUGGUUCAUUUCCGCGUCCUUCAUAAUCGCUCAACUAGGAACAAACAUCUCGGCUAACUCGAUCAGUGCCGGAUGUGAUCUCACAGCGCUCUUCCCUCGUUUCAUUAACAUACGUCGUGGUGGUUACAUAGCAGCCAUCGUAGGAAUGUGCAUGCUUCCGUGGAACCUCUUGAAGAGCAGCAACAGCUUCACGAACUAUCUUUCAGCAUAUUCUGUCUUUCUGAGUUCUAUCGCCGGUGUCAUGAUCACGGACUACUAUGUGAUCCGGAAAGGACACUACCGCAUCAAGGAUCUGUACCGGACGAGCCGAGACGGCUGGUAUUGGUACACCUUUGGUGUCAACUUCCGUGCGUAUGCUGCAUAUAUUUCAGGGAUUUUGAUCAACGUUGUGGGCUUCGCCGGCGCCACCGGACGCAGCGUCCCUCUGGCCGCGACACGGAUUUAUCAGCUGGCCUUCUUCACUGGCUUCGGAGUCUCCGCCCUGGUGUAUUGGGGCCUUAAUUGGUGUUUUCCUUCCCAUGGCGCAGCCAUAACGUUUGAAGAACUAAAUGUCUCCGACGAGGGUAUGAACGACCUUGAUUCGGACAUCCUAGAUCGUCGAAUUUCGGAUGAGAAAGGCGAGAAGAACAGGGACGGUGAUCUCGACGACGUCCUCCCGGUCUCAGUAUGA